AUGAGCUGCGCUGCCAACGCUCCUGUCUCGGAGUGCAACAUCAAUUACGCUCUCCCCCCCACGGGAAAGGCCGUCGUGGAUUGGGUCAUUGGCGGCCUCUUUUGCUCCUUCUACACCGCCAUUGCAUACAACACCUUUCAGGCUUUCCGCCGAAAAUCAACACUCCGGCUUCCAUGGGUCAGCUUGCUCUUUUUCGCGGGCUUUCGAUGCGCCGGCUUCUUGAUGCGCGCCUGGGUCGAUGAUCAUCCGGUGCAGCAAGAUUCGUCGUUCAAACAAGCAAAGGAUUGGGUCACCCUCCUUACCGCUUCCUACUCGAUCAUUGCAGCCGGCACCACGUUCUUCCUCAUUUUCCUCGGUUCAGUGCUUGUCGCUUUUAGAAGGGCAUCUAGAGCUGCACAGCUCCUCGGCGAUCGCUCCUACGCUUGCACCUUCUCAAAAACCAGACACAUCGAAUCAGAUCUCGGCUCAAUCAAUCCUCAAGAUCUGGAUGAGCGAGAGUUUAGCAUUCGGCGAUGGGAAGAUCGAGCCAUGAUGGCAUUCCGCAUCUUUGUCGUCGCCGUUGCCGCUCUUAACAUUGUUGGCGCUCUCCGUCAGUUCGACUACUACUGGCUCAACUACGAUCAAGGUCUUGCUUUGAGAAAAGCUGGUGGCCUGAUUCAGAUCGUCACUGGUGCCCUGAUCCUGCUCGUACUUCUUUUCAUCUACUUCAAGUACAAUUCCCCCAAGGCGACAAGGCCUGCUUUCCUCCUCUUCUCCCUGAAUAUCCUCCCGCUCUACUGCAUCACACUCGUCUUCAACAUCCUCCGUGUCUUCCAGCCUCUAGAUGCCGAAAUCAACCAGAGCCCGGAUUUCACUUACUAUCUCCAGGUUCUCCCUGAUUGCCUAAACCUCUUCCUCCUCUUGAUCUUUAAUUACGAUCGUCUCUUGGAUUACAACGCAAUCAACUCUCGAUGA
This is a messenger RNA of Ustilago hordei, 954 nucleotides long. RefSeq lists its product as uncharacterized. The coding region runs from base 1 to 954 and encodes 317 amino acids. Lineage: Eukaryota; Fungi; Basidiomycota; Ustilaginomycetes; Ustilaginales; Ustilaginaceae. The record is from RefSeq and is a predicted model, not a curated record. The transcript has a single exon.